AUGUCCGUGAAAACUACCGCAGCAUCAUAUUCCACAGCCCCAGAAACACUGUUGUCAAAAGCAUACUCGUGCCAACAUAUCCCCCCCAGCACCCACUCAUCCCCACCCAACUCCACCUCUAGCAAACUACCCAAACCACCAAUGCCAAAAGCAUGGCCCUGCCGCCACUGCGGCUGGCUCAACCCGCCCAUGCCCAACAACGCCAUGUGCGUGCGCUGCGGCACCGACGACGCGUGGCGCAAACUGGCGCUGGAAUUCGACAAGAAGUUCGACGACGAUGAUGAUGAUGACAAAGGGCCCAGGUGGAAUUGGGACGCGUGGCCGGGCGGCGCGCCGGGGCCGAGACAUCGGUUGGCGUUGAGGGGGCCGGCGCCGCCGUUUUUCAAGUAUGAUUGA
Molecule: messenger RNA, 396 nt
Organism: Parastagonospora nodorum SN15
Lineage: Eukaryota; Fungi; Ascomycota; Dothideomycetes; Pleosporales; Phaeosphaeriaceae
Exons: 2
Coding region: 1-396 (131 amino acids)
Source: RefSeq, a predicted model, not a curated record